UGUGUGAUACAUAUUAAUUAGCAGCUUUCUUUAAAACCACAAAAUGAUUUUAUUAAUAAACUACCCCUAAUCUCACAUGGAAUGAAGCAUAUUUACAUUUCUUGUUCCACAAGUACCUUCUCAAUAACCCUCCUUGAUCUCUACUCAAAGAACCCCAAAGUAAACUUCCCCAACAUCUGAUAACUUCAACAUCUUCUUAUACCAUUUCUUGAUUUUAUCUCUAAGAACCAAACAUAAACCAAAACCUACGAGAAAAUGGGAGACCAAGGAGUACAACAAAUGCAGCAGCAGCCUGUUGUGUAUCCAAACGCAUACACUAAGCAGUAUCCAUAUCCAUCUGCAUCAUCUUCUUCUUCCUCCUCUGGCUCACGCGGUUCCUUUGGGACGGUCUUCAUAGUUCUUGCUGUGAUCCUUGUCUUGUCGGUUCUGGCUUGUGUCUUCGGGAGGCUAUGCAACCGUGAAAGCCGCGCUGCCAAGCAGCCGAAGCAUGAGAAAGGGUCGUCGUCUAAAAAGAGCCGUGAGAUUCGGCCUGUGGAUCGUGAGCCGAGGGAGAGAGGUGAUUUGGAGUUUGGGUUGGAUAUGAAACGGCCUGACCAUGUUGAGAAACCCUCUGGAAGAGAUUACGGAGAGGAUAUAGAAUCGGGAUUUGGUGACAAGAGAGAAGAAAGAGGCGGAGGAGGACCACCUCUGCCUCCGGUUAUCAAACAUGGAGUGAGAUUUAAGUUACCGGAGGAAAACGGAGACCAACAUGCUGGAGGCGAAAUAAGACGUGGAGGUCCUGACAUUGAGUUCCGACCAAGACACUAAUGAACUUGGAGCUGAAGCUAUCAAACUUCGUAAUCUCUUGGUGUGAUAUAUACAAUAGAUACUCUGUAUAUAUCUAAGGUACUGAAUAAAUUCAGCAUACAUAUGUAAAAAUUCUAUGUAAAUUCCAAAAGAUUCGAAAAUUUUAUGGAAUACCUGUUGAUAUUAGUAAGGCUGGGCAUAAUAACUCAGUACUAGGUUUGUAUCUGUUACUUGCUAUCGUCAAAUCGGAUAACAAGUAUCUAACUCUUAUUACUUACAGUCUAAGUCAAGUAUUCUUUUUUCAUAUAAUAAUUAUACUGAAUAUUUAUUAAAUAAGUGUUGUUAUCAAUUACUAUCUUUAUAAACAAAAAUCAAUAUAAAUAUUGACAUUUAUGGUACUGUAAACAAAACUCAAUAAAUAUCUGUGAUUUAAAAAAUAUAUUUAUUAAAAUACCGAAGCCUAAUAAUUCUAUUUCCAAUCCAAAAUCUUUUCUAUUUUUUUAUUUUACAACAAAAGGCUCUCUUUUCUAUUUUGAGUUUCAAAUAUUGCGAAUUCAAAUAUAAAUUCAAUAACGAAGUAUUUUAUAUUCUUGAGUAGUGGAACAAGCCAAAUAACUUACAAGUAUUCGGUCUAACAAGUAUUCAUUUUAAUAUAAAAAGACAAGUAUUCAUUUUAAAUGAGUCAAGUACACGUAACAAAUUUAACUACUUGAACAAGUUAAACGUGAGUCAAGUAUCAGAAAUUAGCCGGUACUCGUCCUGUGCCUACCCCUAAUUAUUAGACCACGUAGUUCUAACUUUCCGAGGGGUUUUAGCCAGUAAAGAACAAAAACUAAAGGCACCUACCAAGAAUGGCUUUACAGAGCUCCAGAAGGGGAGCAGCGGUAUGUAUUACUUUCACCAAAUUACAUGAUCAGAACUGUCGGUUAUUGAAAAGUCGAGUCUCGGAUUUAUUCUCUGAGAAAUUGUAGGAGCUUUUGACAGUAAUAUCCACCGUACAUCUCUGACUGCGUUAUCAGCCCUAAUUUUUUAGCGGGCCUUUUCAUAUGGAAAUAUAAAUGAACUUUCAUUAGGGGACAAAUUACCAAAGCCCAACCCAUAUAACUCAUGUUUGGCACACUUCGCCUACAAUGAAGCGUGUUCGCUUUCUUUUCUUAUUUUUUUAAAAAGCGUGUUCGCUUUCUUGUUCUGUGAUAUACAAUCUAUACUAUACUAAAAGCAACAUAUAGAGAGUAUACAGCAUGCCACAUCAGAUUUUUUAUUCAGGCCAAUCAGGGAUAAGGCUUUAGACACGUCAGACGCUCGCGGUGUUGUUUUGUCCUAGAUAAGAGAAUGUGAGUAGAUCUUCUUUCAUCUUUUCUAAAAUCCUAAGCGUUUCACCUCCUACGGUUUCCAGAUUGAUAAUGAACUUUAAUAAUCAUCAAUAGAAACGUUCCCUUCAAUCACAUGUCCUAAAUUCACAUCUACUCCCUUCCAAGCUUUCUCUAUCGUCAUGAUUCACAUGAGAUUCAAAGCUUUUAGCAGAAAGUUGGAUUCAUAAGACUCCUUAGUCCGACGUCACCGUCGCUCCAAAUGAAGCCUCUGCCAGCCUCAGUCGUAAAUGGAAGUGGAAUCAAGUUGAUCAGGUUGAUUCAGAACGCUGAUUGCAGUCAUUUGUUUGGAUUGAAGGAAAGACAUCUCUUUGCAAAUCGAAAUUAGAUGCCACCGACUUUGGCUUCAAGCUCUAUAACCACAGCUGGUGGUUCGCCUGCUCUAACUCCUGCACCACCUUCCAAACUGAUGUUCAGUCGAUAGAUCAACAGACCCGAGUUCUACCAGAAUCAGGAAGAAGUGACGGUCUCAAUUUUCUCCAAAGCAUAACGUAAAAAGUCGAGUUUGAUGACCAGAUUGUUAUGUUUUCCAGUUGAUGUUUCUCAUUUUGCUGGAGAAGAAGCUUAUCUUUCCUAACCAAGUUUGUUUUGGAAGAUAGUACGUGAAGUGCAUAUAUAAAGUUUUUGGAACCAAUGUUGAGAUCCGUCUCGCAAAAGCUGAGAUAGUAACUUGGGCAUCCCUUGAAUAUGGAAAAGGGAUAGCUCUUCUGCCUAAACCUAAUCUCGCAUCAGUUUUUUUAAAACAGCGAAGUCUUUAUUUCUACUUACUUUUUUGCUUUGUUUUAAUGUAUUCAUAACAGCCGUGUGUGCCGUGAUACAGGGCUCGGUGGACGUUGUGUUUAUGAGAAGAACUGAUUAAUUCCAAGCUAUGAAGAGACACAACAAUGUACUGUUGCAUCAUGCAUGGACGGUUAAUGGAUCAAAAGAUUCUCGAUGGAAAUACUGAGGUUGCUCCUGUUGCAACUCGAGUCCAUGUAAAUGGAUUGAAGGAAGGAUUGAGAGGACUGUUUCCAUUGUUGGAGGCAGGAAAAGAAGACUAGGAAGAUGCACAUCUCCUUCUGUGAGACACCUUCCAAUGCCAAGACGACUCUGGAAAAUCGACAGACACUGGUCACUUGAUCGACAAGCUUCAUGGUUUAGGAAGUUUUAGACCACCGAGUACUACUGCACUGUCUUUGCUGUUUCUUAACAUCUUGAUUUCAUCAAGAACAUGGUUAGUGGUACCUCCCAGGAUGAUUGUGCUGUUUUUAUCAUUGACUCCACCAUUGGUGGUUUCAAAGUUGGUAUCUCUAAGGAUGGACAGACCCAUGAGCACACUCUCCUUGCUUCACCCUUGAUGUCAGGCAAAUGAUUUUUUUCUGUAACAAGAUGAAUGCAACUACCCCCAUAUACUCCAAGGGUAAGUACAUUGAGAUUAUCAGGGAGGUGUUUUCUUACUUAAAGAAGUUUGGAUACGACACUUGAAAAAUUUCAAUCGUCCCCAUCUCUGCUUUUGAGGAUGACAACAUGAUUGAGACGUCCACCAACCUUGACUGGUAUAAUGGACCAACUCUCCUUGAGGUUUUUGACCAGAUCAACGAGCCCAAGCGGCCCUCAGAUAAGCCCCUCCGUCCUCCACUCCAGGAUGUUUAAGGGUUGUAUUGGAACAGUGCCAGUGGGUCGUGUGGAGCCUGGGUAUGGUUGUCACCUCUGCACUCUGGCCAGCGUGUUGGAUAUGAUCAGAGACGGAUGUGUUUGUGGAGCAACUCUAUGGAUGAGAGCACUUUAGAAAAGGAGGCCACGAUGGAUCUGUAUUUGUACAGCUUCAUGGAAUGCAUAAGGAGUAUCUUUGAGACAUCACUUUUCCAAACAUCCUUCACUUGCAAGUAAAUGACGGUCAAAAUAUGUUUAAUCAAGAUUUGUGCUCACAAAAAAUUAUAUGUAUUUAUUAAAGGUUUACAAGUGCUUUCAGUAUUGUAA
Molecule: messenger RNA, 4115 nt
Organism: Brassica rapa (field mustard)
Lineage: Eukaryota; Viridiplantae; Streptophyta; Magnoliopsida; Brassicales; Brassicaceae
Source: RefSeq, a predicted model, not a curated record